GUUGUCGAUUUUUUUUUUGGUUUCCAGCGUACCAGCGAUUUAAAGUGCAGGUUGAGGCCGGGUUUACAUGUUGGAGGGCAGUAUUUGCAACUAUAUGAUGAUGAUAGCAUAUCAUUAACAACGAGGGAUAUAAGAAGGGGGAUGGAACCGUUUGGGGGCCGUGAGAGAUAGCACUGUAAAGAUGAAGUUCGCAUGUGUUUGCGUAUGCCUUUUGCUUACUUGUGGGGCAGCUGCCAACACAGUGGGAGGUAUUAGAGAUUUUAAACUGGUGCCCAAAAAGGCCCUAGAUAACUAUAAGAUAGUUAAAGUGGCCAGUUCUGCAGGGCUCUUGGAUGUGGAAAACUUCAAGAGCCGUGACAAUGUUAUCGUUUGCGAAGAAAACGGAUCGGUGAUUCUACACUCGUCAAAGCUAGAUACUGCUAGCAGAACCGGAGGGACCAUGUUCAGUGGAGCAUCCAACACCAAGGAAAAUAAGAAUAAGUGGUACGAAUUCAACGGAGGAACACGAACCACGGUCCUCGGACCCAGGAUCCCAAUCUCUGGGUGCUUGAAUAGCCAGCACGGAGACGGAGGGUCCCUAGUCUUGAACAUCGGGUUUACUUUAGGUGGAACCAGUAGCGCAGACUUUGGGUACGCUAUCGAUUACGGGGGGAACUGGAAAGCAACUUUGGACUAUAUGCUUUCUGUUGAAACAACCUUGACUAUAAGUGGUGCUUACACUUGCACGGUUCCAGCCAACUCCACGGGGCAAGUGUUUAUGCAAGCCCAUUUCGUUGAAAUUGAAGACUGCAAAGUCCGUGAACUAAACGUUGAACAUUCCCGUAGUUGGAAAAAUCCAACCACGAAGAAACCCAGAAACGUUGAAGCUACCGACUGGCGAACGCAUCCCAAAGUCAGAGUCAACUCGCUCAGUACAAAGCCCAUCUUUACCUGUAUCUCUGACCCCAGAUACUUGGCCUGCGGUGCCAAAAUCCCUGGUUAUGGUGAUACCAUUUCUUAAAACGUUUAUGUGG
Hyphopichia burtonii NRRL Y-1933 is the source of this 1013-nucleotide messenger RNA. RefSeq lists its product as uncharacterized. The transcript has a single exon. Lineage: Eukaryota; Fungi; Ascomycota; Pichiomycetes; Serinales; Debaryomycetaceae. Bases 182 to 1000 code for a protein of 272 amino acids. The record is from RefSeq and is a predicted model, not a curated record.